AUGGCCUCGCUCGGGGACCUGCUGCGCGACUGGCACCAGGGCGCGCAGGCUGUGGCGCGCGGGGACUGGGACUGCGCCCUGCGCCUCUUCUCGAGCGUCUCGGAGCCGCCCGCUAGGGUGAGCUUCAACGUGGGCUGCGUGCACCUGCUGGCCGGGGACCCGGAGGCCGCGCUGCGGGCAUUGGACCAGGCGGUGACUAAGGAUGCCUGCUUGGCUGUCGGCUUCCUCCAGCGUGGAGUGGCCAACUUCCAGCUGGAGAGGUUCCAGGAGGCCCUGUCUGACUUCCAGCGCACCCUGGCCCAGCUGAGGGAUAACACCACUAUUGACUACACCCAGCUGGGCCUGCGGUUCAAGCUGCAAGCCUGGGAGGUGCUGUUCAAUGUGGCUGCCGUGCAGAGCCAGCUGGGGCUCUGGGCAGAGGCUGCUUGCAGCCUGGGGGACGCCAUCUCCAAGGGGCCAGAAGGGGUCCGCAAUGACCUGGACAUCGCCCUGGGCCAAGUGCAGAAACAGGUCCCCCUGCAGCCUCGGCAGGUCCCCAGGGGUGAGGUCUUCCGGCCCCAUAGGCGGCACGUGGAGCACCUGGAGCCUGUGGAUUUCCUGGGCAAGGCCAAGGUGCUGGCCUCCGCCCUCCCCGCCGGCUCACGCGGGGUCGCCCCGCCACAGCCACAGGCUCUGGACGUGCGUGGUGAAGCCAGGCCCAGGGCUGCUGCACGGGCCCGUGACACUGCCCCCGGCAGAGCUGACACCCCCUGCAGCCCCAGGACACCCGCUGACAUGGAGCUGGAGGUCAGCUCCGGCCAGGCUGGGCAGCACGACCACGGCACGCUGGUUACCCAAGAGAGUGCCCACGGGGAGCACGCUGGCCAGCAGGUUCCUCCAGGGCUACUGGCAGCUGGGGAGCCCAGCCCUGGCUCCUCCGAGGAGCCCACCGGCGCAGGGGUAAGAGCCAGCAGCUGUCACGUCACCCCCACUCCCCAGGGACGUGAAGGCCCCGAGGCCAGGCCCCGCUCCGAUCCAGCUGAGGAAGCCUCCCAAGUCCGUGGCCCCCGCCCCCCACUCCGCCCCUGCCCUGCCCCUGGGCCUGAAGCCCACCCUGGCUGGACCUGGGGCCUUGGGGCCCAGCCACUGUUCUCCUGCACCCAGGGAGCAGCUCCGGGGGACCCUGAGUCCUUGGUGACCGUCACCGUGCAGUGCGUUCUCACCCUGAGCCUGACGGCCCCGAGGGGAGCUGACCUGUCCAGGCUGCAGGCCCUGAUGAGCGAGGCCCUGCCCCGCCACGCCCAGCGUGCCCAGCUCAGCUACCAAGACCCCAGCGAGGACGGGCGCUGGGUGCCCCUUUCUGGGGAGGAGGCGCUGCGGAGGGCCUGGCGGGACGCGGCCGGCCCUGGGGGUCUGCAUCUGCAGUGCCGGGGAGUGGGCGGCCGGCCGGUCCUCUACCAGGUGGUGGCCCAGCACGUCUACUCUGCCCAGAGGCCCGAGGAUCUGGCCUUGCAGCCAGGAGACACUGUGGAUGUCCUGUGCGAAGUGGACCAGGCCUGGCUGGAGGGCCACUGUGAUGGCCGCACCGGCAUCUUCCCCAAGAGCUUCACUGUCCCGGCCGCGCGGCGCGCCUGA
Molecule: messenger RNA, 1614 nt
Organism: Budorcas taxicolor (takin)
Lineage: Eukaryota; Metazoa; Chordata; Mammalia; Artiodactyla; Bovidae
Gene: NOXA1
Product: NADPH oxidase activator 1
Biological process (GO): superoxide anion generation
Molecular function (GO): superoxide-generating NADPH oxidase activator activity; protein binding
Source: RefSeq, a predicted model, not a curated record